AUGAACACACCCAAUUCUGUUGCGAUCGGAUGGGUUUCGUUAAUAAUAGCCGGUGGGGCUGCAUAUUAUUUUGCAAAGAAAGAAAUAAAUGCUCGUCGACGAGAACAAGCAGCCGACAAUAGACGUCCGACUGAAAAGCUUGAAUGGUGGGAGAAGCUUGAACAGCAGGAAAAAGAGAAAGAACGACAUUCUACAGGGAAGGGAAAUACUUCGGGAUCAUCACGUCCAUCCGGGUAA
Molecule: messenger RNA, 237 nt
Organism: Paraglomus brasilianum
Lineage: Eukaryota; Fungi; Glomeromycota; Glomeromycetes; Paraglomerales; Paraglomeraceae
Source: the annotation of a GenBank genome assembly